This is a messenger RNA of Phlebotomus papatasi, 2503 nucleotides long. Its product is annotated as sodium/potassium-transporting ATPase subunit beta-2-like. Gene Ontology annotation, biological process: intracellular potassium ion homeostasis; potassium ion import across plasma membrane; sodium ion export across plasma membrane. The transcript has 5 exons. The coding region runs from base 936 to 1898 and encodes 320 amino acids. Gene Ontology annotation, molecular function: ATPase activator activity. Lineage: Eukaryota; Metazoa; Arthropoda; Insecta; Diptera; Psychodidae. Gene Ontology annotation, cellular component: sodium:potassium-exchanging ATPase complex. The record is from RefSeq and is a predicted model, not a curated record.
AUAGAGCGAGAGAGGGAGAGAAACUUCCACACAAACCAGUGAAAAUCUUCAAAGUCUGUCGCGUUUUUCUUCCUCAUUUCUUGGCGGUUUUUUUUUUCAUCAACUUCCAUACCAUAAGUUUCAUUAUAAGUUGUAUGUCUGUGUUGCAAACCAAAUUUUCCCUCAAUGUUCCAACAUUUUGAGCAUAAGAGUUGCGGUAUCGACAAAAAUAAGACACAGUUGUCUUUUUCAACAAAAAUCUCUUACACAAAAGCAACUAGGAGAGACAAAAUCGAAAAAAAGACGUCAAAGCCAGAUAAAACAGUGGAAAAGAUCAUUUAUAUAAUGGUUUGGGUGUAAAAGUGGUGGAGAUCGUGUGUAAAUGCAUAGUGCCAUAUAUUUUUAGAGUUUUAAUCGGAGCCUCACAUUUUAAUGCUAUAUUAAUGUGAUUCAGUCGUUUUCUGGACUUGGAAAAACCAUCCUUUGUGCCUCGUGAGAAUCGCUUAAUAAUAUGCUGCUGAUACUUAAAAAGAAACAUCCCAACUAAAAGUGUUUCAAUUUAGUGAAGAAAUAUAGUGUGAAAAAAGUUCUUUUAUCUUAUUUAACACGAACAAAGUCGAAAAAGUUAACCUGUUUUAUACCAAACUCGCUGAAAAUAAAAGAUAUCACCUCUUCUACCACCACAAUUAUACGCGAUAUAUCUUUCUGCCUCAAUAUUUAUCUAAUUUCUGUGUGAUAAUCAAUCAAUAUUCCUAAUACCAGUCUCUUUCUUUGCCACCACGUGAAGGCAUUUCGAGCAGUAAAAAUCCACAAGAGUAAAUCGGAAGAAUCAUUGGCAAAUUUUUGCAGUGCAUGUAUCUGAGGCGAUUUGGACAGAGGAAAACGAAAAGAGAAAUAUUGAUAAGAAAGUGUGUCGAUAGAAAAAUUGGUGAAACUUUUUUUGUAAAGAAAAAAGCAUGGAGAAUUCAAAGGACAAGAAUGGAAUGAGUCAAGUGACUUAUGAAUUUCCGUACAUGAGGCAACCUGAGAAGAAGAGCGUGGCCAAGUUCUUCUAUGACAAGGAAAAAGGAACCUUUCUGUCACGGACACCAGCGAGUUGGGCAAAAAUCUUAUUGUUCUACGCGUGUUUCUAUACAGUAUUGGCGGCACUUUUUGCCAUAUGUCUCCAAGUUCUCUUCUACACAGUCACGCAAGAAUACCCAAAGUGGCAGUUGGAUAGAUCACUGAUAGGCACUAAUCCGGGAGUUGGUUUCCGACCAAUUUCAGACGAUGACGCGCAAGGAUCUCUCAUCUGGUACAAGGCUUCCGAUGAGGAUAGCAUUCGUCCAUGGACUAAGCUACUCGAUAACUUCCUGGCACCAUAUAUGAAUAAGACUUUGCUCCCAGGAGGUGGAAAAAAUCAGGAGAUUUGUGAUUAUGAUAGUCCACCAAAACCAGGUCGUGUCUGUGCGGUGGAUAUGUCAACAUUUGGUGAAUGUACCAGUGAAAAUGGCUAUGGAUUCAACAAAUCAUCCCCAUGCAUAUUUGUUAAGCUCAAUAGGAUCUUCAAUUGGUUACCGGAAUAUUACGAUGAUGUAAAUGAUUUACCGGAGGAUAUGCCUGAUGAUCUGAAGCAACAUAUUGCAAAUGUGGAAAAGGAGAGGCGAAGACAAGUCUGGAUCUCAUGCCAGGGUGAACAUCCGUCCGAUCGUGAAGCCCUAGGACCAAUUAAGUAUGUUCCGCAGCGUGGUAUGGCAGCAUACUACUAUCCAUUCACUAACAUUCCCGGAUACCUCAGCCCUCUGAUUGCAGUGCAUCUUGAGCGACCAGCUCUCAAUCGAGUGAUCAAUAUUGAAUGCCGUGCAUGGGCCAAGAAUAUUCACUAUCAAGGUGGACGAGAACGAACUGGAUCUGUGCAUAUAGAAUUGAUGGUUGAUUGAGACAACUGAGAGGGAGUGUUAUAAAAUUCUGUUUUUAGGAUCAACUACAAUUGACACUUAAUUCCUUCCAAAUGCCUCCAAUUCUGCCAAAAAAAAAAGAAAUGAGAGAAAGAAAUUCUAAUAUAAUCAAUUUUGAAAGUUUUCUCGCGAUGUUUUUUUUUUUUUUAAUAAAUCUUGAAAAGGCAAAAAUACAGUGAGACAAUUUGGAAAGGGAUCUUUCAAUUGAUGGCAUAAAUUAAUUUACAUUCUAACAGAAAUGAUGAGUUAAUGUUAGUUAUUCAAUAAUAAUACAAUAGGAAGUAGAUUUAUUUUCUUCAUCAAAAUAGUAACUUGAAAAAAUUCAUGUAAAAAAUAUACUUUCUCCCUUGUCUCUUUGAACAGAGAUUAGUAAGAAUAAAAAAAGAACAGAAAUAAUGUCCAUGGAAAAUUUGCAAAAAGAGAACAAUUUUUUGUGUAGUGAAAUGGCUGUAAAGAAGUUUUUAAGUUAUAAUAAGUUAUAUUAUUUAUAAAGAAUGAGAUAAAAUGAAGAAAACACACUAAAUAAAAAAACAACACUCUUUUCUCCGUGUUAUUUUAGCUGAAUUACAAGAAGAAAAUUCUACAAA